AUGAGUUUCCAUAAGGAGAGCGGGAUGGGCAGCUUGUGCCACAAGGCGCUGCAGAUCAUCUCCGAGCUGUGCCUGGGCGGCCAAGUGGAGUUGGAGAAAUGUUCCGGCAUCUUCCCGCUGGAGACCACCAACCAAGACAUCUCCGUCAGCCUGCUAGCAGUUGUUGUCAGCUUCUGUGGGCUGGCCUUGCUGUUGGUCUCUCUGUUCGUCUUCUGGAAGCUGUGUUGGCCGUGCUGGAGGAGCAAGCCAAUGAGUUCAAACCCCGCAAGCAUCCCUCAGAGCACCUCCAGUGCUCCCACCGAGGUUUUGGAAACAAACGAGAAAGAGAAAAAGGAAAAGGAAAUGAUUAAAGAAAAUGGAAAGCCCCCGACAAAGACGAUGGAGGCCGCAAUGAAAAUUAGCCACACGUCACCAGAUAUUCCAGCUGAAGUCCAGAACGCAUUGAAAGAGCAUCUAAUAAAACAUGCCCGUAUGCAAAGGCAGAUCACAGAGCCCACGUCCUCAUCAAGGCACAAUUCUUUCCGGAGACACUUGCCAAGGCAAAUGCAAGUGUCCAGCGUUGAUUUUAAUAUGGGAACAGAUCCAAUUUUACAGCGGGGGGAGACAACUACCAGCAUUGGGAGGAUAAAACCUGAACUUUACAAACAGAAAUCUGUGGAUUCAGAAGGCAAGAAAGAAGAUGUGAAAAUCUGUGGGAAACUUAAUUUCACCCUUAAAUAUGAUUAUGAGAAUGAACUGCUGGUUGUUAACAUUGUCAAAGCCUUGGAUCUACCUGCGAAAGACUUUACAGGUACUUCAGAUCCCUAUGUGAAAAUUUACCUUCUUCCAGACAGGAAAAAGAAGUAUCAAACACGGGUGCACAGAAAGACCUUGAAUCCUGUUUUUGAUGAAACCUUUCAGUUUCCUGUAGCCUAUGAUCAGCUUUGCAACAGGAAACUGCAUUUCAGUGUGUAUGAUUUUGACAGAUUUUCUAGGCACGAUAUGAUUGGGGAAGUUAUUCUGGAUAAUUUUUUUGAAGUCUCUGAUCUCUCCAGAGAAGCCACAGUAUGGAAAGACAUCCACUGUGCCACUACAGAAAGCAUAGAUCUGGGGGAGAUCAUGUUCUCUCUUUGUUAUUUGCCUACUGCGGGAAGGAUGACACUCACUGUCAUCAAAUGCAGAAAUCUCAAAGCCAUGGACAUCACAGGUUCAUCAGAUCCAUAUGUCAAAGUAUCCCUGAUGUGUGAUGGCCGGCGAUUGAAAAAGAGGAAAACAACAAUAAAGAAAAACACUCUCAAUCCAGUAUACAGCGAGGCCAUCAUCUUUGACAUCCCUCCAGAGAACGUGGACCAGGUCAGCCUCUCCAUCGCCGUUAUGGACUAUGACCGAGUAGGACACAAUGAGGUGAUUGGGGUCUGUAGGGUUGGACUUGAUGCAGAAGGACUUGGAAGAGACCAUUGGAAUGAAAUGCUGGCAUACCCCCGCAAACCAAUCACUCACUGGCACCCCUUAGUAGAGUUGCCGGGCCGAGCAACCAGUUUUGACAGUCAAGGAUCUUGCUCUUCACCAAAACCACCACUUACGCCCUAGACUGAACAAUGGGUUCCAGAUGUCCAGCGUAAGGAGCUCUUCAUACUUAUAUCAUGACUGAAGGUUUGGCUCCAAAUGAUUAACGGUGUCCAUAUUUCUGCACUGCAACAUGUCAUAUCUCUACUAUAUCAUUCCAUUGUUUCCAAUCUUUAACAUCCCAUUGAGUUUCAUUUGAGCACUUAAAUGUGGAUGUCAUGGGGAAAAAAACAGAGGUUAGUUAUCAUUUGUUCUUGGUAUGAACAAGGUCUUAGAACCAACGUAACCUUCCAUGACAGCACAAUAUGGGUCAUUUUCUUUUUACAUCCAGUCCAGCCUCUUAAAUACAUGAUGCACUGAGUUGAAUAAUCGGUAGGGAAAGUCAGCCAAUUGUGCAAGUUCCUGUAUGAUGCAUGUUGGUGAAUGUCGCAUUCAUACUUUACAUUUUAGGAGUGUGCCUGUCUCUCUCACAAUUGUCUGAUCACACGCAACCCAUUUCUGAAUGUUCUCUGGUUUCUGGGCCUCCAAUACAGGGUGGGAUUCAAAGAGCAGCCCACGGAACUGCAUCUCACGUGCUAAGACUUCCAAGGACCUUCCUGCCCUCUGAAUCUCCUUUGGCCCAGCCAGAAGCUGUUCCAAGAAGUUGGGAAACCUGUUGCCUCUGAAUAGGUUACUGCUAUUUGACUUGGUGUGGAAUCUGGGGGCCAAGGAAGGGCAGCCACACAGAGCAGAGACAGCAGCAGCAAGGGAAAGGCUGGAUGUGGAUGUUUUGUCCUCUUCCCUGUUGCUACCUAGCUGCAAAAGCUGAUUGACUCCUCUCUGGCCAAUCCUUGAAAUAAAGUUAUAAUUGUUCAUCUACUGAUGGUCCACCUGGCCACUCUUCAUGCCCCAAGCAGGGUCUCUUGCAUCUGUUCCAGGGUGAGUCUUACUACAGCUUACGUGUCAGUGUAUUAAAUACGUCUGCAAGAGUAAUGUGUGAAAGGGUUCUUGUCAGCUGGGUACAUAAUCAUCUAAAGCCUCUGAAAUAGGUUGUUCUGGCUUUAUUGUGUCCAAAGGAGAAACUGUAUCAGUCAUCUGACUUUCCUGGAAGACUCAUCCAUUAAACUUUUAGGUAAAGAGGAAUUUGACUUGUGCGUUCUACAAGAUGAAUUACAGAAUCUGGGCGCAUGGAAUGGCAGAGUCCAUAGAUGUGGUUGCCAAGUCAUUUUAUCAACUGGAAAUUUGAUUCUGAUGGCCAUCAGGGAGAGCCUACAGUGUAUUCCAGCACAGGAGUCACAUAUCUUUAUGCCAGCAAUGCAAGAAGACUAGAGUCCUGCUUUCAAAAUGGCACCAGGCUACAGCUGGUUCUGGGCUGCAGCAGCGGUGUCAUGA
Heteronotia binoei (common prickly gecko) is the source of this 2916-nucleotide messenger RNA. RefSeq names its product synaptotagmin 10 (gene SYT10). Gene Ontology annotation, molecular function: clathrin binding; calcium ion binding; calcium-dependent phospholipid binding. Gene Ontology annotation, cellular component: membrane. The coding region runs from base 1 to 1569 and encodes 522 amino acids. The transcript is spliced from 7 exons. Gene Ontology annotation, biological process: cellular response to calcium ion; regulation of dopamine secretion; regulation of calcium ion-dependent exocytosis. The record is from RefSeq and is a predicted model, not a curated record. NCBI's taxonomy places the organism in Eukaryota, Metazoa, Chordata, Lepidosauria, Squamata, Gekkonidae.